CAAGAUUCUCUGGUGAUCUCAGCCUUAGGGAGUUUGUUGCUCAACAUUUGGUCGCUCGUGAGGUGCAACAACCACGGCAACAACUGACAAAAUGAAGAUGGCAGACGGCUCAACAAUCUUAAGAAGAAAUAGGCCAGGAACAAAGGCAAAGGAUUUCAGCCGAUGGCCGGACGAGCCGUUCGAAGAGAUGGACAGCACUCUAGCUGUCCAGCAAUAUAUACAACAAAUGAUAAGACGGGACCCAGAGAAUAUAGACUGGAUAUUAAGCAUGCCAGAUGCCCAGGAUGAAGGAGUCUGGAAAUACGAGCACUUGCGUCAAUUCUGUAUGGAAUUGAAUGGUUUGGCGGUAAGACUGCAGGAGGAAUGUCAUCCUGAUACUUGCACCCAAAUGACAGCGACCGAACAGUGGAUAUUUCUUUGUGCUGCUCACAAAACACCAAAAGAAUGUCCUGCUAUUGAUUACACAAGACACACCCUUGAUGGAGCAGCUUGUUUGUUAAACAGCAACAAGUACUUCCCUAGCAGAGUCAGCAUCAAAGAAUCCUCAGUUGCUAAACUGGGGUCGGUAUGUCGCAGAGUUUACAGAAUUUUUUCUCACGCUUAUUUCCAUCACCGAACGAUAUUCGACGAGUUUGAGAGUGAGACUUUUCUCUGUCGCAGAUUUACAACAUUCGUAACAAAGUAUAACCUGAUGUCUACGGACAAUCUCAUAGUACCGAUAUUAGAGGAGACAGCAGCAACUGAGAGCGACGCAUAAAAAUAUAUUUAAAGUUUGAAUCUCCCAAGAGAAUGUUUCUAUGAGAGAGCGUUGCUGUGAAAGAAAAAAAUCAAAUAUCGGACGUUGUCUCGGGCGUAGAACUGUGAAACGAGAGAAUUACGAAUGCGAAUUCAUGCGCGAAAGUGUGAAAAUAUAACGAUGAGGAUAGAAAAUUUUUUUUAAAUCCAAAUUUUCUGUAAAACUUAAUGGUCGAGUGAAUUUUUUACAAAAAAAAAAACAUACGAAGGAAGAAAACAACAGACAAAUAUUCACUUUUGUAUACUUAAGAAUGACGAAUCGCAAAAGGGAAAAAUGAGAACGAAAACGUCUCGCUUUACGUAAAUUACCAACUGUAUUCGUAAAAUGCCGAAAAAAAAGUUAGAAAUAAACAAAAGAUUAGAUAUCGAUUCAUUUGUAAAAAAAAAAAUCACGAUUUCCGAGCACGUUCUAUGCGUAUUAUUAUUAUAAAUAUAUAUAAAUAUAUAUUAAUUUAUAAAUAAUUUAGUUCGUAGAUUCGUAUGAGAUACUAUAAAUAUACUUUGCCUUUGCAUUUAUUUUGACGUUUUUCGACGAGAAAACAGAUCUUCGGCAACAAUAAUAUUUCACUUUAGUUCGCUGAAUUAGUAGAUCAAAGAACGAAUUUUCUAUACUUUUUAUUUUCGAGCAAAACGAAUCUGUAUUGAAAAAAAUCAAUUUUGUUUUUCCAUCGUGAAGGAACGUUGAGUCAGAUUUACCGAAGAUUCAACGGAAAAAGGCUCGUUUUUUUGUUUUCGACAAUCCUUUAGUGAAAUUUUGUAGCCGGAAAAAUUGAAGAUAAUAAUAAUAAUUGUAAUUAUCUCGUAGAGAGAAAUAGAAUUGUCGCGUGGAUGAAAAAAAUGAGAAAAUGGAAAAAAGAGAGUGAACGGAAGAGGAAAAAUGUUGUAAACCUUCAGAAUAACCUCAGUGAUAGUAAAUAAAUGUUGUAGCUCCGUUA
Messenger RNA from Venturia canescens, 1730 nucleotides. RefSeq names its product MOB kinase activator 4 (gene Mob4). Lineage: Eukaryota; Metazoa; Arthropoda; Insecta; Hymenoptera; Ichneumonidae. The transcript has 4 exons. The record is from RefSeq and is a predicted model, not a curated record. Gene Ontology annotation, cellular component: cytoplasm. Bases 92 to 757 code for a protein of 221 amino acids.